Messenger RNA from Rodentolepis nana, 873 nucleotides. The record is from the annotation of a GenBank genome assembly. NCBI's taxonomy places the organism in Eukaryota, Metazoa, Platyhelminthes, Cestoda, Cyclophyllidea, Hymenolepididae.
AUGAAUUCAGAAGUGCGAACUAAGGAAAGAAUGGAAAAAGCUGAGUAUCUAAGGUUACUUAGGUCAAAGAUAUUGCACGUCCAAGCAGAGAUAAGCCGAAACGACGUGAAGCUCAACGACUAUCGGGGCUAUCAACGUUUCUUGGUGACUUUAGUAAAAAUGAAAGAAAGUGAAUCUUCCUUGGAUAAACAAGGUAAAAUUAUCCUUUCAACACAGCGUCUUCCAUACCUAUACUCGGAGGAACUAUCAAACUAUUUCAAUCAUCCAAGUGAACUGAUUGAUCUGCUAAAGAAUUUAGAGAUAUCAAAUCUAGCUCUCAUCCAAGGCUGUCAAGACGCCGAGGAAGUAAUUGAAUCGUUAAGCAGAACCGAAAAGACUCUUAGAGAGGAGAGUGAAAAAGAAGUUGCGACAUUGAAUGAAAAGAUAGAACGACUAAGAGAAAUGAUUCUGGAGGGAGACGACGAGUAUAUUGAAGAAUUCAAUCAGAAAAUGGUCCCCGAAGAGGCAACGAAUGAAGAGGAAGAAUUCAGAAAAUUGUGUGAAAAUGUGGCAAGUGUUUAUAAAGAAAUCUCAGAGGAAGUGGUGUUAGGCAAGCAAGUCAUUACUGCGGUGACACAGUUCGCCCAAAUCGAAGCCCACAUAGCAGAGCGUCUCUCUUCGGUGUCUUCUUAUCCUCCACAGCGAGUUGCACACUUGUUCACCUCAGUACGUAAUGCGCGCAGGAAUGAAUUUCGUCGCCAACAGAGAGAGGAGGAAAAAAGGAAAGAAGAGGAGCGCAAUCGACGUAUUUUAGAGAGAGCUCAAGCUCCACCACCAGAUGUUGCUGCAUUCAGACGUGCUGCAGUCAAGUUGCGAAGUCGCAGUAACUUAUAA